AUGAUGACGGGGAGGGUGGUGUUGUGGGGGGUGGUUGGGUGGGCCAACUGGGCGAGGUUUGGGCUGGAGAUCAACAAGAACAAGAAGAACGGGUACAGGAACCGGAAGGAACAGAGGCAUUUCCAGAGGGGGUAUGAAGGGCAGAGGGGGUUUUGGGGUGGGAGAAAGGUGGAAGAGGUGGUGGAGGAUAAGGAGCAUGAUUACCGGAAGGUGUUGAGGGAGAGUAGGGUGUAUGCGGGCAGGAGGGAGUUUGAGGGGAGGAGGGAACACAAGGUUAGGGAUUAUGAGAGCCGGAGAGAUUAUGGGAGUCGGAGGGAGCACAGAGAGAGGAGGGAGUAUGAUGACCGCAGGGAGUGA
Podospora anserina S mat+ is the source of this 357-nucleotide messenger RNA. RefSeq lists its product as uncharacterized. The transcript has a single exon. NCBI's taxonomy places the organism in Eukaryota, Fungi, Ascomycota, Sordariomycetes, Sordariales, Podosporaceae. Bases 1 to 357 code for a protein of 118 amino acids. The record is from RefSeq and is a predicted model, not a curated record.